Pneumocystis murina B123 is the source of this 3260-nucleotide messenger RNA. RefSeq lists its product as hypothetical. Bases 1 to 3168 code for a protein of 1055 amino acids. Gene Ontology annotation, molecular function: protein heterodimerization activity. The record is from RefSeq and is a predicted model, not a curated record. NCBI's taxonomy places the organism in Eukaryota, Fungi, Ascomycota, Pneumocystomycetes, Pneumocystales, Pneumocystaceae. The transcript has 6 exons.
AUGGCUUUAUUAAGAAAUAUAUCAAUUUCUAAAUUAAAAGGUGUUUCAAAACCCUCUUAUAUAUCUCAUGAAGCAGCUUUAUCGGUUAUUUUGUCAUCAAUUGCUGAAUUCAAAAACACAUCUUUUACGCUAUCUUUAGAUUUUUCUCCAAAAGUCUUAGAAUUGAUUAAUGAAUUUUUGGAUUAUAUUCUCUUGGUUUUUUUAAAAACAUCUAAAUCUAUUGAAAUUUCAUAUCUAAGAAAUGCUAUAUUAAAUGAACUGCCGACUCAGUUAGGUGUAGAAGCAAUUUCUGAAGCGGAUGCCGAAUUACAAACAUAUAUUGAAAAUGAACCCUUAGCUAAAGAUUUAGGUUUUAAAAUCCAUGAAGAUGUUCGAUGGGAUUUGAUAGAUGUUUGGAAAAAAAUUCGUGUAAAAUGUAUGGUAUAUUCUACAUUAGGGAAUCAGGAAAAAGAUAAUUUUCCCACUGCUUUAUGGGGUGACGAGUUAAUAUCACCUUCAGUUUCAAUAUAUACUACAUCGGUUCUCGAGUUUGUUGCAGAAUAUAUGCUUCUUGUUGUAGGAAAUGCAUGUCACCGAAGAUUAAGUGAAACUAAAAAUUCAUAUCCAAUUAUUGAAGAAAGAGAUUUAAAUGAGGGGCUUAAAUAUGAUCGAGCAAUUUUAUCCUUAUGGAACAGAUGGAAAUCUUCUGACUCUUUUUUAGACUUAAUGGUUAAUGAUAAUUCUUUUAGUGCAUCUUCUGUUGAUACUGCUCUUAUUUCUCCGAAAAAAGAUAAUAUAUUCGAAAAAAAAUCCUAUAAUUUUGAAACAAAUGUUGAGGAUAUACGAUAUGAAACUUAUAUCAAUACUGAAAAAGAUAAUUCUGGUAUUGAUAAAUAUUCUGAUGAAUUAGAAGUCUGCAAAUUAACCCAUAUGACAGAAUAUUUAAAUUUUGAUAACAAAGAAACUUUUUUUCCUGCUUUUUUAAAAGGUUCUUAUAUAAAUACUCAUACUAAUAAAAAACUUCUAGAAAAUCAAAAAAAUUCUCAAAAUGAAUCUUUUUAUAAUAUAGAAUUAUUGGAACAAGAUAACUCAAAUGAACAGAAAAGUGAGUAUAAAACAAAGAUGAGGGAAACAGAACAUUUGUAUAAAGUAAAUGCAAAGAAAAAUCAACAGUGCUUACCUUUAAAAAAGAAAUCAAUUCCUUCAUUUGAUUCUGGAGAAAAGGUGUCAGUAGAUUCUUCUGUUAUUUUUGGAAGUGAUAUUGAGAAUACAGUGGAUAAUCAUACUUUAGAAGUUUUUAAUACAACCUUAUCUAAAAGUGUUUCACGUGAAAUCUCUCCAGAAGAUACUUCUAAACUUAAUCCUGAUAUUCCUAAGACUACAUUUUUAGAAAGGGUUUCAGCCAUUGAUAAUAUAAAUCAGGAUUCUAUAGAUCCAUUUAAUACAAAUACAUGUGAAUUUUCAGAUAUUUCGUAUAAAGAUAAGAAUGAUCUUUUGACGAGUGAAAAAUUAUUUGAUGAAAUUCGAAAGCUUUCAUUAACAUAUGAUCAAGAAAAAUCUACUUUUAGCAAAGAAAAAAGCGAAAAUCACCAAUUUUUUAUUCAUAAUUAUAAUGUCAAUAAUACGAUUAAUCAUAAUUUUGUUUCUCACAAAAAUUCUCACUCAUUGCAUGACGAAAUUUCUCCUUGUUAUAGAAUAUUGAAAUCUGAAGAGAAAGAUUAUAAUUCUCAUGGAAAUCUUAUAGAUAUGAAAUCAGAAACAAGCACAUAUAUGAAGGAUCAAAAUAUAGACGAAAUAUCUUCUAAAAAUAUAAAUAUUUUUUUUCAUUCUACUAAUUCUGAUCUGUUAUUAAAAACAUCUUCGAAAACUCAAAUAAAUUCUUCAAUAAAUAAAUCUAAACACGAUGAUUUUUUAAUUUCAGAGAUACCAGCAUUAGAUAAAUAUUCAGAAACUAUAGCUUUAUGUCAAAAUGCAAAUUAUUUAAAUUCUAAACUUUCACAAGAUAAAAAAAAGAAUGAAACUAGAAGUAAUAAGAACACUUUUGAUAAACUAGUAGAUAGAAAUGCAACCAUGAAGAUGUUUCUAAAUCCAGAGGGUUUAAGAGAAAUUGAUUUUGAUAAUGAAAAAUCAUUUUUGAAGGCAUAUUCUCAAACGACAGAUAUUCCGAAUAUUUCAGAUUCAUAUAAUACAGAACUUAUAAGUAGAUAUUGUAAUAAUGUCAAAGAAUUACCAACACUUGAUUUUGUGAACACUUCAUCAAUUAAAGACAAACGAAAUAAAUUACAACCACGGGAACCAACUAUUCCUAAGGAGCCAACUACAAGUUCUCUUAGAGAGUUUUUUAUAGAAACUUCUAUGAAUAAAAUUCAUGAAUUUUCGAAUUCUAAAUUAUCUACUAAAUAUUCUCAUUCGUUAAAAACGUUUGAUUCAGAUAAUUUUAAUGAUUAUACAUCCACUUCUCAAGUAUCCUCAACUUUUAAAACACAAAAGGAAAUGGAAAAAGAGCAUUUUAGAGACGAGGAUAAAGAAGAUUUAAAUAGAUCGUAUUCGAGAUUGUACCGAAGAGAAGAAUCAUUGAUCGAAUUUUUAAGAAAUUCUGAACCAAUUAAUGCUGAUUCAAUAAAAUUUCAAGAAUCCAUUCCAUUGGAUGAUAAAAAUAAGGUUUUAUAUAGAAAAAUUCAACUUUAUAAGAAUUCAUCAACGAAUUUCUCAGAAGAUAAUAUAUUUCCAAAAAAUAGUAAUUAUUCAGGCACAACACGGUCAAUUUAUGUAAGAGAUUCUCCUUCAAAGAAUUCAUAUCAGACGCCAGAAUCCAUUGAAAAAAAAAAACUAUCUUUGGAUAAUAUGUUUUUAGAUUCAAAAGAGUUUUUUUCUCUGAAUUUCGACGAUAAAAGUAUAUUUCUUCAAAAUUCACUAAAUGAUACAAAUGACUUUAUAAAUGAACCAAAAACUAAUAACUAUCCUCCUAAACAUAUUUCUAUCAAAAAAGCAAAUAUUGAGCAUAAGGAAUCUUUAACUGAUUUCUUAAAGAAUACAUCUCCUUUGAAUUAUAAUAAAAGAGAUUCUAUAAACAAUUCUUAUGCAUCUAAAAAGAAAAAAAAUACACUUUUUACAUGGAAAAAGCAUGAAUUACAGAAAAUUAGGAAGGUUUGUCCUGAAAUUCGAUAUCCAACUAUAAAAUUAAAAUAAUAUUCAUUCUAAGUAAAUUGUUAGAAAAUUACAAUCAUUUGCAAAAUAAUCUGUAUAUUUUCAAAUAUUUUUUUAUAAUGCACAAUAGAAUU